AUGCCUCAAGGCAAGGGCCAGGUCAAAUAUGCUGUUGUUGCCGUAGACUACUUCACCAAGUGGGUAGGAGCCAAAGCCUUAGCAACGAUAACGGCAGCCAAUAUGGAAGAUUUCAUCUGGAUGAACAUUUGCUGCCGAUUCGAAAUCCCCUACACCAUCAUCACCGAAAACGGCAGGCAAUUCGAUUCGGAAGCCUUUAGGCAGUUCUGCACUCGCCUCAAGAUCAAUCUGUUCUUCGUUUUGCCAGCUCACCCCCAAUCGAACGGUCAAGUCGAGGCAAUGAACAAAAUAGUCAAGAAGCUAUUGAAACGGCAACUUGACAAGGCCAAAGGAGCCUGGCCGGAGAAUCUUCCAGAAGCAUUAUGGGCCAUUCGGACAUCCUACCAAACGGCCAUCGGGGAAACACCGUUUCUCCAUGGCCUUUGGCUCGGAAGCGGUAGUCCUAGUAGAAAUCGGAGAACCUUUCUACCGAACGGAAACUUUCGCCCCAAAGACGAAUGA
Molecule: messenger RNA, 501 nt
Organism: Prunus armeniaca (apricot)
Lineage: Eukaryota; Viridiplantae; Streptophyta; Magnoliopsida; Rosales; Rosaceae
Source: the annotation of a GenBank genome assembly